Messenger RNA from Hymenoscyphus albidus, 915 nucleotides. NCBI's taxonomy places the organism in Eukaryota, Fungi, Ascomycota, Leotiomycetes, Helotiales, Helotiaceae. The record is from the annotation of a GenBank genome assembly.
UGGAGCUUCAAGCAUCUUUGAAGGAGACACCCGAGUACCUCAACACUUUCUAUUCAUCUACCACAUCUGCCAAUAUGCCGAAAUGUAAGUCUCGCUCUCGCGAUGUAUUGAUACAACUACUAACCCCCGAAUAGUCUUCUGUAAGCCACCUCCGCGCAAACUGACAUUAUCUAUGUCUGAUAAAUACUACUGUUCCACAAUCCCACGAUACUGCGCGUAACUACGUGCUAACCUCACCUCUUAGGCGAUUACUGCGAUGUUUACCUCACGCACGAUUCGAUGAGCGUUCGAAAGGCGCAUAACAGUGGAAGAAAUCAUUUGCGAAAUGUUGUGGAUUACUACCAGCGUACGCCUUCCAAUCUUAUACCAACGCUGAGCGACUUAAUACUGACUUGGGGUUGCAAACAGAAAUCGGUCAUGAGAAAGCGCAGAGUGUCAUUGAUUCUAUUACCUCGUCUUAUGCCGCAGAAGGUCAAUCCUCAUCAAAUCCUAUGCUCGGUCAAAACCCAGGAGUCCAUCCACCUCCUCCAUUCGCAUUCCCAGGUGGUAUGUUAUUCUCUUUUUCCAAACAACCCCAAUAUAUACUUCACACAGAAUUCUAACCCCUUUACAGGUAUUCCUCCACCAUUCCCUAUUCCCGGAAUGCCCCUCCCACCCCCAGGUGCCCUUCCUCAAGGCAUGAUUCCUCCACCAGGCGGACGCGGUAUGCCUCCAAUGCCCCCUUUCCCUGCUGGUGGCCCCCCAAUUCCAAUUCCAGGAAUGCCUUUUCCACCACCGGGAGGUCUUCCUCCAAACUUUCAAUUCCCACCUCUACCAGCUGGAUUACAGCCACCGCCUGGAUUUCCUCCGAUACCUGCACCAGGUUUUCCUCCAGGAGGACCUCCUGGACAACAGCAGGGUGAAGAUAGAAGAUGA